Molecule: messenger RNA, 2047 nt
Organism: Monodelphis domestica (gray short-tailed opossum)
Lineage: Eukaryota; Metazoa; Chordata; Mammalia; Didelphimorphia; Didelphidae
Product: olfactory receptor 9Q1-like
Biological process (GO): G protein-coupled receptor signaling pathway
Cellular component (GO): membrane
Molecular function (GO): olfactory receptor activity; G protein-coupled receptor activity
Source: RefSeq, a predicted model, not a curated record
UCCAGCUUUAGCUAUUUCCUGGCUGUAUGACCCUGGGAAAAUCACAUAACCUCUGGCUGCUUCAGUUUGCUCACUUGUAAAAAUGGAAAUAACAGCACUUAUCUUCUAGGGUUGUUGUAAGCAUUAAACCAGAUAAUAUUUAUAAAAUACUCUGGAAACAUUAUUAUCAUUAUUCAAGUCCUUCAGCCUUCCUGGGUCUCAGUUUCCUCCUCUGUCAAAUGAAAGAGUUAGAAUAGAUUCACUCCAGCUCAACAAACAUCAAUGAAGAACUUGUUUUAAGCAAGGUUCUAAAUUCAUGGCCGUACCAUGUUCCUGGACAGUAGAUCUCAUCACUUGAAACUCACCUUGAUGGCAGCCUACUGGUCCCCAUCAAUUCAUUAUAGUCUUAGAAGCAUAGUGGUUUCAGUAGGAUCCUGACCUGAAUCUCCUCUUUUCCCCAGUAAGAGUUCCUGGCCUCAUGGCUAUUGGAAAUGGCACCACAGUCAAGGAGUUCAUCCUGCUAGGCUUCACCAACCACUCUGAGCUGGGCACUCUUCUGCUCUUGGUGUUUCUGACUUUCUACCUGCUGAUGCUGCUGGGUAACCUGGGCAUGAUCACCCUGAUCUGGACGAAUCCUGGGCUCCACACCCCUAUGUACUUCUUGCUCAGACAGCUGUCUUUCCUAGAUGUCUGUUUCUCCACAACGGUGUUACCUCAGCUCCUGGUGACCUUGGCCAACGGCAGAGCUGUGAUGUCUUAUGAACAAUGUGCUACCCAGUUCUUCAUGUUCACUUUCUUUGGCUCCACCGAUUGCUACCUCCUGGCUCUCAUGGCGUAUGACCGCUAUGUAGCUGUGUGUCAGCCUCUGCUCUAUGUCACCAUCAUGACACCCAGGAAAAGACUAAAGUUGGUGACUGGGGCCUACAUUGGGGGCUUGGCUAAUGCUAUUUUGAGGACCAGCUGCACGUUCUCACUCUCCUUCUGUGGAGACAACCAGAUUGACUUUAUUUUCUGUGACCUCCCACCCUUGCUAGAGUUGUCCUGUGGGGACACUUUCCUACAAGAACUCUUAAUUCUGCUGUUUGCUUGUUUUGUGAUCCUGGCCAGCCUGGCCAUGAUCCUGGUGUCCUAUCUGUUCAUCAUCAGGGCCAUUCUGCAGAUCCGCUCAGCUGGUGGGAGGGCUAAGACAUUUUCUACUUGUGCCUCCCACAUGACUGCUGUUGGGCUCUUCUUUGGUACUCUGGCAUUCAUGUAUGUUCGCAGCAAGUCAGGAAAAUCCCUAGAAGAGGACAAGGUGGUAUCUGUGUUCUACACUGCAGUGAUCCCCAUGUUGAAUCCUCUCAUCUACAGUCUAAGGAACAAAGAGGUGAAGGAGGCCUUGAAGAAACUUCUUAAUAGGCUUAGGUUAUCUUAGGCUUUCCAAAGUCACUGAAUGUGCCAGUUGUGAUCCAUUUCCUCUUUGGUGUCAUCAUCAUUCUGGGCUAUUAGCAUCAUCACGGCCAGUGACAAAUGUCCUGAACAUCUGUGAGGAGAUCGGCUCUGUGCUAUGUAAAUAGAGUUAUAGGAGACCUUUCUACAAGGUACUUCAAAUAACUCAGUGCCAAGAAAGGGCAAAGAUAAAGUGGUAAGCUGAAAAAGGCAUUACCAUUUGUUGGAGCUGGGCAAGCCAGCCAGGGGAUUAAUUGCAUGAUGGCAGUAAUGGAAAAUAAUUAAUUUGGUUGAUUUUAAAAAUGAUGAAAAUAGAGGAAAAAUGAAAUGGAUGACCAGUGACUAGAGGACAGGAGCCAAGACUCAUAUUCUGCCAAGACACUGGCAUGGAGAUGUGGAAAUGAUUCUUAUGAUUCAUUCAUUCAUUUGUAGUAUCUAAUGGCUUUGGAAUUUAGUGUUGACUAACCAGUCCUUGCUGCUCCCUCUUCCAUUCUGGAAAUGAGAAGAGCAGAAUCCUCCCCAGGGACCACUUAUUUGGAGGGGGAUGUGACCUUUUAUCCCCCUCACCUUUGUCCCUCCUCACCUUUUUCACUUUAGAAAUCUAAUCAACUUAAUAUAUUUUUUUAAAAGCUUACUUUUA